Messenger RNA from Zygosaccharomyces rouxii, 1914 nucleotides. It is a transcript of the gene STB5, whose product is annotated as Stb5p. Gene Ontology annotation, molecular function: DNA-binding transcription factor activity, RNA polymerase II-specific; sequence-specific DNA binding; zinc ion binding. The record is from RefSeq and is a predicted model, not a curated record. NCBI's taxonomy places the organism in Eukaryota, Fungi, Ascomycota, Saccharomycetes, Saccharomycetales, Saccharomycetaceae. The coding region runs from base 1 to 1914 and encodes 637 amino acids. Gene Ontology annotation, biological process: DNA-templated transcription; positive regulation of transcription by RNA polymerase II. The transcript has a single exon.
AUGAGUGAAGAGGAUAACAGUUGGAAAUUUGAAACCUACUCAUGUGCAAGGUGCCGUAAACUCAAGAAGAGAUGCCCCAAAGAAUCACCAAUUUGUAACAAUUGUCAAAGGGCGGGAGAGUCGUGUGUUUACCCAGGCAGAGCACCGAGAAGAACCAAAAGAGAAUUGGAAGAAGCCAAGUUAAGAGGUGAAUUUAUACCGAAUAAGAGAUCUAGAGGGAAAGAUAUGGGGAUUGUGACGGCUCCCAAUUCUAAUGGCGCUGAAUUAGGAUUUACAUCUUCCUCAACAACUACACCAACUGUGACUAGUGCGAGAAUAGAUAAUGGUUUUCUAUCGUCUCCAUUCCCACCAACUACAAUCCCUCCACCACCACCACCACCAGAAAGUACUCCUUCACCUGUCACAAACAUAUCAAGAAGACCACCACACGCACCGGUGAUUCAGGGCAAAUUGGAACACGAAUUACAUAAGCCUGACUCAACACCUAUUAGAGCAUCGUCAAUACAAAUUGAAUCUAUUUCUGGAAUCUUUAAAGGUGGUAGAACUACACCAUGGACUACUGCCGAAGGGGCUUAUAAGCCUAUUGAAAGAUCUCUUUAUGAUAGAUUCAUUGCAGCGUAUUUUACUCAUAAUCAUAAAUCAUUUUACAUGAUGGAUAAGGUUGCAUUUUUGAACAAAGUAUCCACUAUUAGAGAUUUCACCGCAAUGGAUGAAGAGUAUGAAGACUCUUUCAUUUUUCAAUUGUACAUGGCAAUGGCUAUUGGGUGUACUACUCUACAAAGGGCACAAAUGCUAACGAAGGAUGAAGAAGGUUUAAGUGAUCAUUUUGCAUUUUUAGCCAUGAAGAAAUUUUGUAAUGUUGUUCACAGCCAAAACAUUGAAACUAUUAAAUGUUUCCUUUUAUUAGGGAUCUUUGCCCUGUUCGAACCCAAGGGUGUUUCUUCAUGGACUAUUAGUGGGUUAACCAUGAGGUUGGUCAUCGGAUUGGGCUUACAUAGAGCCUUAUCACCACGUAGAGCUCAAAAUACUGAUCCUAAGGAGGUAGAAAUGAGAUCUCGAGUAUUUUGGAGUGCCUACUGUUUUGAAAGAUUGGUUGCCACUUCUUUGGGUAGAAUGUCAGCGAUUGAAGAUGAAGAAAUUACUACCCCAAUACCGAGACCACUUUACCCAGAGGAAUUUGAUGACUUAGACGUUACCAAUAUGAUGAUUUCAUUAAGACGUAUGAGCGGUAGAAUUUAUAAAAAAGUUCAUUCAGCUAGCGCCGGUCGCAAACAAUACACUAUGGAGCGAAGACAUGCUAUUAUUUCAGGUUUACGAAACGAGAUUGAUGAAAUCUAUCAAGAGGAUAAAGUUAAAAUUGUGCAAAAGAAUGAUCAACUCCAACUUAGUGGUCAAGACAGCAUUUCCUUCCAUACAUCUGAUACUUGGCUUGAUAUGCGACAUGCUCAGUUACAAAUAAUGCUUUACAGACCAUCUGCGCUAAUGCCAAAACCACCUUCUGAUAACUUAGUACGCCUUGGUGAAUGUUGUUUAGAAGCUCUAAAGCAUACUUAUAGCCUUUACAAGAAGAAAUUAUUACCCUUAAACUGGAUCACGCUUUUCAGAACUUUAACCAUUUGCAACUCAAUCCUUUACUGCCUAUGUCAUUGGAAUAUCGAUUUGGUCGAAAGCAAAAUUGAAAUUCAACAAUGUGUCGAUAUCUUGCAACAUUUUGGCGAGAAAUGGGUCUUUGCCCUAAGAUGUGCAGAUGUGUUUCAGGUUAUAAGUAAUACAAUUCUGGAGAUAUCCUUAAGCAAUGGACAAGUUCCCAACAUGGAGAAGUUGACAAGAGAACUGUUUGGUGCUAGUGAUCAAUAUCAAGAAGUCCUUGAAGAAAACGAAGUUGGCCUCCUGUGGAACGACAACCUGUCAUAG